Messenger RNA from Pestalotiopsis fici W106-1, 2124 nucleotides. RefSeq lists its product as uncharacterized. Bases 1 to 2124 code for a protein of 707 amino acids. Lineage: Eukaryota; Fungi; Ascomycota; Sordariomycetes; Amphisphaeriales; Sporocadaceae. The transcript has 6 exons. The record is from RefSeq and is a predicted model, not a curated record.
AUGGAAACUUUUGAUCCUCUCUUGUAUCGUCGGCGCACACUCACAAACUCGGCUGCCGAGUUUGUGGAAGGGAGAGGGGGGUUAGAAAUCAUCAAUCAAGUGUUGGCAUCGGGAGAUAUCGAAGAGUUCCAUGAUAAUGCGGAGUUCAUCACUGAGAUUGACAGAUUUGCUUCCAAAGGCGUUAAAUUUGACGUUGCAAGAUUCUAUACACAGUCUGAAUCAUCCAUGGAAGCAUUUCGCGACGUGACACUGCGCCGUCUUGUCGCAACUCUCAAAGAGAGGCGAAUUGAGGAGCAGCUAGGUAUCUCCCUGAAAGACCCGUCUGAAUUCAACUUCGAAUAUGUCCUCAGCAUUGUGAAUAAGUUGAAGGAUGCAAGAGAUGCGCCCAACUCCAACUCUUGCAAGAACUUCAUUCGGCGCUGCUUUCGAAAAGUGGAAGACAACAGGGGUGUCAUUGGAGGCAUACUUGAGAUGCUCCCAGGCGACAUUUACGGCUCUGUCCUGUCUGGUGGAUUCAGUCUGAUCCUAACAGCCAUCGAGCACCACGCCGAACAGCGCGAGGCCCUCCAAGGCUUCUUGGCUGCGAUACCCGAGAAGUUGGAGAGUAUACAACGAUUCGCAGACAUCCACCACGCCUCAGCUCGCCUCCAUGUGUGCGCCGAUGCGGUCAUGACUGCCGUUUUUUCUGUCCUUGAGAGUAUUGUGGACAAGAUCACGCGAACCUUGAAAGUGAGACUCGCAGAAAGUACCACGAAGUUUUCCAGGAAACUCUCGAAACUCUCACGAAGAUCAGGGGAUCAGGCGGAUAUCGCAUCCGUUAUUGACGCGCAAGCAUCAAACGACGCUAUCAAGGAUCAGCAGAAGCAACCAAUAUUGGCUGUGGACGACGCUUUGUCCGCUCUUCAGAUGCAGAUAGACCGUUUUCAAAAGGAAGUCGACUUAUGCGGUCAUGAGCGACUUGGGGAGAUCAAGAACGACACUACUGAUAUUAAGAGAGGCCAAGUCGGUCUGGUUCACAUGUUGCAACAAAACAACAGAUGUAGCCAUCUGACCGUCCACGCUUAUCAAACAGUGUUGGGCACAUUGAUACAGGCAAUUGCGUCAUCCGGUCGCGACUUUACCGAAAAGACCGUGCAAAUGCUCUCCGUAGAAAUCAGAGACGCAUUUUAUCGAGUUUGCGCAAGCGAUCCAAGCUUCGAUAACAAAGGUGGCGGGGCAAACCUUCUUGAGUUUAAGCGCAAACAAUACGAACAGGAAGCUGAGAUUAGAAGAUCUUAUGGCGAAACGAACGAACGCAUAGCUGCGGCUUGGCUGAAAGGACUCAAGGCCUUUCCGUAUGAUUCAAAGCUUGAUUUAACCUAUCUGUUUGAACACUUGGAGAUGCUCAGCAGCGAUGAAAAGAACGUUUCGAAUUCAAUAAUCCGUUCACAACAGAUCGGUAAAUGGCUGGAGGCAGACGAAUCAAGAAUUCUCAAUGUUGAGCCAGCGACUCCGGCUGAGUCUUUGAUUAAUCCCGUCUCAUUUGCCAGCGCGCUUUUGGUCACGACUCUUCGACUGCCGGCUCGAUACGCAAUCCUGGCAUUCUUUUGUAUGCACCGGAACAAUGACGAUCAUUCCGAGGAGAAUUCGGGCUCGAUCGCUCUCAUCAAAAGCCUUAAUGCCCAGUUACUGGCCUUUGUGGCUGAAUUUCGGCCUCAGGUGGAUCUAUCCAAGAUCCAGGAUCUCGAAUACUUCCGGAAAGCGAGGAAGUCCUUGAAAGAAAGCCUCAAACUGUUCGGCACAUUGAUUGAGCUUCUGCCCGAGGACGACAAGGUCUUCAUCGUGAUCGAUUCACUAUCGCGCCUUUCUGGCAGUGCGACAAACGAGGACAAAGUCAUCAACCGCUUGGGUCGAAUCGUCAAGAAAGAGCACGGGCCUAUUGUCAAGAUCCUCGUUACUGCCACGCUUGGAAGCUCGCGUGUUAGAAAGAUUGCAGAUGAAUCUCUGUUCGUACAAGAUUCAGCGAGCGGAUUCGGUGCACUGAAUGUUGAUAUCAUGAGAGGUGAAAUUCGAAAAUCAGUGGAGCCUCAGCCGAUAACUGACCAAAACGCGUCUGAGGAGUCUUCAGAUACAGAUAGUGACUAG